UGUGUCGCUCGUGAGUCACAUUGAUUCGUCAGUUCUGCGAUCAUUCAGCAUCAUGCCUGAACCAGCCAAGUCCGCGCCUAAGAAGGGCUCCAAGAAGGCCGUCACGAAGACCGCCGGUAAGGGAGGAAAGAAGCGCAGAAAGUCCAGGAAGGAGAGCUACGCCAUCUACGUGUACAAAGUGCUGAAGCAGGUUCAUCCUGACACCGGCAUCUCCUCCAAGGCGAUGGGCAUCAUGAACUCUUUCGUCAACGACAUCUUCGAGCGCAUCGCCGGUGAGGCGUCUCGUCUCGCUCACUACAACAAGCGCUCCACCAUCACGUCGAGAGAGAUCCAGACCGCCGUGCGUCUGCUGCUGCCCGGUGAGCUGGCCAAACACGCCGUGUCUGAGGGCACCAAGGCCGUCACCAAGUACACCAGCUCCAAGUAGAGUCCCCGAGACUCCCACACACCCAAAGGCUCUUUUAAGAGCCACC
This is a messenger RNA of Megalobrama amblycephala (Wuchang bream), 473 nucleotides long. Its product is annotated as histone H2B-like. Gene Ontology annotation, molecular function: structural constituent of chromatin; DNA binding; protein heterodimerization activity. The coding region runs from base 53 to 427 and encodes 124 amino acids. The record is from RefSeq and is a predicted model, not a curated record. Gene Ontology annotation, cellular component: nucleosome. The transcript has a single exon. NCBI's taxonomy places the organism in Eukaryota, Metazoa, Chordata, Actinopteri, Cypriniformes, Xenocyprididae.